Cydia fagiglandana is the source of this 1157-nucleotide messenger RNA. RefSeq lists its product as uncharacterized. Bases 145 to 1131 code for a protein of 328 amino acids. The transcript has 2 exons. Lineage: Eukaryota; Metazoa; Arthropoda; Insecta; Lepidoptera; Tortricidae. The record is from RefSeq and is a predicted model, not a curated record.
UUUUAGUGUUUGUGGUGGAAAAGUGUUUCUGUCUUGUAAUAAGUUUAAAAGCUUGUAAAGUUAAUUGGUUUUUGCCGGUUUUUAUGUGCGUCUACGAAGUCGUUUUUGUGUUUUCCACAUGCAAAGCAUUGUGCGCAAUUUAACAUGGAAAAGACAGAAGAAGAACGACGUCAAUUAGUUGCGCGCAGAGGCACGAAAAAAGGUACUCUAACAAGAUUGAAAAACAAAAUGGAAGAAUCGUAUAUAAACGAUAUAGAAAUGCUAAAACUGAUGGUAGAGAGGGCCCAGACGGCAUUCCACGAUUAUGAAGAUCUGUGCGAGAAAAUAGGUGAUGAGGAGGAUCCCAUUGCUGUCGAAACGACUUUUUAUGAAUGCGUCGCAGCAAUGCGGCAGCGAAUUGCGGAUUUAUCGGCACCUGUACCCACCCCUGCCGUUUUGCCGGCAGUGACGUCGCAAGUGUCGUCGAAAAUAAAGUUACCGAACAUACAAAUACCAUCAUUCAAUGGCAAGUAUACAGAAUACAGACCUUUCAUAGAAAUGUUUACUGCCCUUGUGCAUAACAAUGAAGGGUUCGACAAUAUACAAAAGUUUUUUUACCUGAGAAGCUUCCUAAAAGCUGAGGCAUUUGAUUUAAUCAAAAACUUACCUGUCAUCGGUCAAAGUUAUUCCGAAGCUCUCAAAAUUUUAGCUGAUAGGUACGAUAAUAAAUAUAAAAUCAUCAAUGAGCACAUAAAUGCUUUGUUUGAGUUGCCAAUGCUAACUAAGUCAAGUCCUAGUGCUUUACGCUCAUUGAUUUCAAUAACAAAACAGCAUUUAGCUGCAUUAAAAAACCUUGAUGAGGCCAUUGAAAAAUGGGACAGCAUUCUCAUUUGCCUAUUAAAUAAAAAACUAGACCCAGUUACUAACCGAGAGUAUCAUUUGCAUAGGGAUUCCUCAAAACAGCCAACCUUUAAUGAUUUUUUGAAAUUUGUAGAAGGUCGGGCCCUUGCCCUAGAGAACAGUGAGGGACGGGGUGAUACAGCAAGCUGUGCUGCUGGCAAGGUAGCUCCAGUGAAGAUGGCAUCAUCAUCAUUUGUCACUACCAAAGCAUCCCAAGGCUGUCUGUACUGUGUGCCUGUUGUCGCAGCCUGAGGAGCUGCGCGAUCCUGAUGCCGCAC